Molecule: messenger RNA, 1041 nt
Organism: Ogataea angusta
Lineage: Eukaryota; Fungi; Ascomycota; Pichiomycetes; Pichiales; Pichiaceae
Exons: 2
Coding region: 1-1041 (346 amino acids)
Source: RefSeq, a predicted model, not a curated record
AUGGCGUACACCAGUCCACCCACCGAGUACUCGCUGUACAUGUCGGCAAAAGAAGAUUCUGUAUGGGUUGGAGUUUGGCUUCAUGUAGGUGGUGUAGUCUGCGGCGUAGGUGGUCCAUCCGGCAGCGAAACCGAAGAUGGUUCCUCCGAAAGAGAGAACGCUGCCGGCAAAAGUCUCGCCGGACCCCCACAGAGUGUAAGUUCCGUCGUCGUUGGGCACGCCCGCCACGAAGACGUCGUCCAUGGACAAUCUGGCGAUGAUGGCGAUGAAAGCGACGACGUUAGGAAUCCAGGACCAUUUCUCGUACGCGUGGAUCACGUUGUAGCCGAAAAAGGUGACGAUGAUGGUCAGGAUGACAAUGAUCAAACAUCCGGCCCACGCUGGCAGAGCAUGGUUGUUGACCAUGUUGAGCAGCUGGGCAGAGGCCAUGAUGUUCACGGCACCCCAACCGACACAGGCAACGACGUUGAUGAAGGCAAAGAUCCGCAUCGCAAUAUCUCCCACAAGGUAUCUCGAAAGCACCAUCUGUCUGAGACCGAACUUUGCUCCGUGGAUGGAGAAGAAGGCCACUGGAAUGGCACCCAAGAGAUUGAAGAAAAUAAUGGCCAACACAGAGGUGCCGAAGUCAAGGCCAAAAACACCGUAGGACAAACAUCCAAUGUUGAACGUGGCAAUCACCAUGUUGGCAGAGAGCCACAUGGAGGCGCAGGUCCAAAGAGAGGUCUGGGUUUUCUCCAGCACGGGAAUCAUCUCUAUACCUCUCGUUUCACCAUGGAACAUGCUCAUGAUGUUGGCGUAGAAGCCAGAGAGUCUGGUCUUCUCCACCUCGGAGGUCUCUUGGACGAAAGGCUCGUCGCUCAGCGACUCGUCGAUCUUCUUCUCAGGGUCUGGGGCCAUUUUGUGCUGAUUGAACGGGCAGAUAACGUUCGUUUAUAUAGAAAAUUUUUUACUCUGGAUGACAUGCGGCCAGCUAACAAUGCACGCUGCGCGCCGAACAAUGCGGAAAGCCAUACGGACUCGUUUUAUCUGAUAUCUGGCUAA